Myripristis murdjan (pinecone soldierfish) is the source of this 3578-nucleotide messenger RNA. It is a transcript of the gene ahcyl1, whose product is annotated as adenosylhomocysteinase-like 1. The record is from RefSeq and is a predicted model, not a curated record. Gene Ontology annotation, cellular component: cytosol. Gene Ontology annotation, biological process: L-methionine cycle. Bases 599 to 2245 code for a protein of 548 amino acids. Lineage: Eukaryota; Metazoa; Chordata; Actinopteri; Holocentriformes; Holocentridae. The transcript has 17 exons.
GCGUAAGUUUAUACAUUAGGCGACUUAUUUUGCCGAGGAUAAGACAUUAACACAGAACAAAACCGCUCAAUCUGGGGGGUGAAAACUGUCAGGUGACGUUAGCUGAGGGAGCCUGAAGGCAGCCCAGUACUUAACUGACGGUAGGUAGUUAGCUAGUGCAUAUGUGUCGUUACUUCUGAAUGAGUAACGAGUAGCUAACCCAAGAUUGAUCCCCUCUGUCUCCACUGCCGCUGAUUGGAUGAGCAUCGCCCACACACUGCCCACUUGUUCAGGUGACAGCCUGAACACGCCGCCUACCCCCGGCUAGAUACUGCUGUCUGUGGGUGACAGCUGACCUGGGCACCGAGCAGCAGCCAGUGUCAACCGCUUAUUAGAAAGCAGCGAGGCUAGGAGACUGCUUUAUUCCUCGAUAGUAAUCCCUGCUCCCUGCAAGGUCAGCUGGAGGUGCCUGGGUGCCUCUUCAAUGCCCGCUCGGACAUUUUAAGACAACACGAAGCUUGACCAAGAAGACAACGGACUCUAAUAGCCUGUCGUUACUCUGUAAAAUCGGACAUUUCGACACAUUUUCCCCAGAGGAGCUCGAUAUCAGCCGAAUGCAAUGACGGAGACGGAGGUUAAACAAGCAACGAAAUAUGUCAAAGAGACCGAAAACGUUGCAGAGAAAUAUUCAGCACUGACUGUUAGCAAAAACAGCGAUAUGAACAUGAACGUGGGGGAAUUGCCCACCGCAGCGUUCACUGCGGUCCCCACUCUCAAAUCCGUCAAGAAGAUCCAAUUUGCUAACACAGAGGACAAACAGGAGUUCAGCAAAUAUCCUACCAAGGCAGGCCGCCGCUCCCUCUCUCGCUCCAUCUCUCAGUCCUCCACAGACAGCUACAGCUCAGCUGCCUCCUACUCUGACAGCUCUGAUGAUGAAACUUCUCCCCGCGACAAAGCCCAGGUCAACACCCAAGGCAGCAGUGACUUCUGUGUUAAGAACAUCAAACAGGCCGAAUUCGGCCGGCGUGAGAUUGAGAUAGCAGAACAAGAUAUGUCUGCCCUGAUCUCGCUGAGAAAGCGAGCCCAGGGGGAGAAGCCACUGGCUGGGGCAAAGAUAGUAGGCUGCACCCACAUCACUGCUCAGACAGCAGUUCUGAUUGAGACGCUGGUUGCCCUGGGGGCCCAGUGUCGCUGGACUGCUUGCAACAUCUAUUCUACUCAGAAUGAGGUGGCGGCUGCUCUUGCUGAGACGGGAAUACCUGUGUUUGCAUGGAAGGGAGAGUCAGAGGAUGACUUCUGGUGGUGCAUUGACCACUGUGUCAACACUGAAGGCUGGCAGCCCAACAUGAUCUUGGAUGACGGGGGAGACUUAACCCACUGGGUGUACAAGAAGUAUCCCAGUGUCUUCAAGAAAGCCCAGGGCAUUGUGGAGGAGAGUGUCACUGGAGUGCACAGAUUGUACCAGUUGUCCAAGGCUGGCAAGCUGUGUGUCCCUGCGAUGAAUGUGAAUGACUCAGUCACCAAGCAGAAAUUUGACAACCUCUACUGCUGCCGUGAAUCCAUCCUAGAUGGCUUGAAGAGGACCACUGAUGUAAUGUUUGGAGGCAAACAAGUUGUUGUGUGUGGUUAUGGAGAGGUGGGGAAAGGCUGCUGCACUGCUCUCAAAGCCCUUGGAGCCAUUGUGUGCAUCACAGAGAUAGACCCCAUCUGUGCCCUGCAGGCAUGCAUGGAUGGCUUCCGAGUGGUCAAACUGAAUGAGGUCAUCCGGCAGAUGGACGUGGUGAUAACUUGCACUGGUAAUAAGAAUGUUGUUACCAGAGAACAGCUGGACCGAAUGAAGAAUGGCUGCAUAGUCUGCAAUAUGGGACAUUCCAAUACCGAGAUUGAUGUGGCGAGUCUGCGCAGCCCUGAGCUCACCUGGGAGCGGGUGCGUUCUCAGGUCGACCACAUCAUCUGGCCCGAUGGCAAGAGAGUUGUCCUACUAGCAGAGGGUCGGCUCCUAAAUCUGAGCUGCUCCACAGUGCCUACGUUUGUACUGUCCAUCACUGCUACAACUCAGGCCCUGGCCUUGAUUGAACUCUUCAAUGCUCCAGAGGGACGUUACAAACAGGAUGUGUAUCUCCUGCCUAAGAAGAUGGAUGAGUAUGUGGCCAGCUUGCACCUACCAAACUUUGAUGCCCACCUGACAGAGUUGUCUGAUGAGCAGGCCAAGUACAUGGGCCUCAACAAAAACGGCCCCUUUAAACCUAACUACUACAGGUAUUAAUGGAAGAGUCUGAUGCUGUGACCCUGAACACACAGCUGCCCGGGGAUAAACAGAGAUAUCUAUUUUAUUUUGUAAAUUCUACAAAAUGGAGGAAUUAUUUUACUUAUGCUGAAUGUAACUUAAUAUUAGAAUUUCAGGCAUUGUGUUAGAUAUGACUCAUAAGAUGAAGACGCAUAUAGGAAACAUAAGAUGUGGCCAAGUGUAACAUUACAUGUCUGUCACUUGUUUUAAAAAAAGCCUGCUGCAUGCUCUCAUCUGUACGUACUCAUUUAGUUGCUGAUGCUUAUGUUGUUAGAUCACAAGCUUGUCGAUUUGUCUGAUCCUAAAUUUACACUCAGUGCCAAAUGAUGGCCAUAAGAUUGAAAGAGGAGAUUGCAUAUAUGUUUUGUCUGUCUAUGGCAUUAAAAUGUAUUAGUACAUUCCAUGAAGCAGGGUUACCCAAAAUGGAUUCUAUAUACUGUAUAAUGAAAUAUUUUAGAAAUGUUUUAACACAUGUUGUUUAAUGUUAUUGAACGGUAUCUGCAUACACACCCCUAAAGGUAACAUCCCAUCAGCCUGAUUAUUACCCUUUAACAAAAUUCUUGGUAGGUGAAUGAUUGGGUCAUUUUAAAAAUAUCUGGCAUAAGAUGUUGGUGAAGAACAACCUCAGGUUGAAUGUCAUAUCAGCAUUGAAGUCUCACCGCCAGCUCUCCCUGAACCUGAACAAAUGUAUGGUAAAUGUUUGGUAACGACUAAUGAAAGUGUUUGGUAUUUUUAGCUAAAGUUAAAGGUAAAAGGCUAUAUGUAUUCCUCAGAACAGGGUGUAGGAGAGGGACGAGGAUGAUGAUUCACAAAAAACCCUCAAAUUCCUAUAAUUCCACUGUCGUUUAAUCCAGUUUUUCCAUUUUCUGCUAGUAAUUCUGGCUGACAUGCGUCAAACUGUAAGACUGUGUAGUCUGGUACACAGUAUUUGGACUGGAUAAUACCUUUAAGGUCAUGGUAUGAAUGUGCCUUCUGAGUCAUUUACUACCAGUAAAUAUCAGUACCUGUAUUUCUUUACUGGACAUUUCGUUUUGUAAUACCGCCGCCCAUUAAAGUGGUUAAUCCACUGUCUUCCUUCCACUGCUUCUGGUACCAGUUGUUAUAUUGAGGCAUAAGCUAUAUGUUGGGGGGAGGAAAACAGACUUCUUGUUUGCCAUAUGAUUAUCAUGAUCUUACUUUGAUCCAACAGGUGCACCCAAAAUAAUUAUAUUUCACAAGUAAUUAAAAUGCAUAUGUGUAUACUAUGUAUGUCAAAGAAUGUAUUAAAUCAGCAAUAAAGUCAACCCUGUUAACAGAGGAAUCCUAACUCUAA